Penicillium odoratum is the source of this 246-nucleotide messenger RNA. RefSeq lists its product as uncharacterized. The transcript is spliced from 2 exons. The record is from RefSeq and is a predicted model, not a curated record. Lineage: Eukaryota; Fungi; Ascomycota; Eurotiomycetes; Eurotiales; Aspergillaceae. Bases 1 to 246 code for a protein of 81 amino acids.
AUGUCCUCAGGCUCAUUUAACAACUUCCAAACUCUACUCGACUCGCAGGUCGGGUCAUUUCAAAAAUCAUCAUCGUGGCCACCCAUGCCAGUAGCAACAGAUGAUCGGAACAAGGCGAGACGCAUACCGACUGCCUCCUUGCGCUUUCAAAGCGCUGCCUGGAUUACUGCUGGUGGUGGCAUGGCCGCUACGUUAGGUGGUGUCCGAAAAAUCUUCCGAAACUUCCGCGGAAUGAAAUAUAUUUAA